AUGGAGACUUACCGGAGAGCUCUGGAUCUCCGCUCCCGGGCAGAGACGCACUCCGUGCCGGCCGCGGAGCACGCGGGGACCCGCCGCAAAACCACGGUGGCGGAGAGGAGCUCCGCAACAUUUCUUCAACCAACCUGGGUCUCUCUUCACAGGCUGGACAGUUCGUCGUAUGAGGUGAUGCAAUUGGAGUUCGAGGUGGACAACGUGAUUAAUCUGGUGCCGACCCAGACUCUGCACUGGACCGUGGAGUACCCGGCCGGCGCGCAGACGACUCCUCAGCAGGCGGAGAAAGUUUCACACCUCUACAUCAGCAAUGCCGACGUGCAGGGCAUCGUGGCACUGGCAGAGGACACGGAGGUGGUGAACACAGCCAUCCUAACUGGUCGGCACGUGGUGGUGCCCAUCAAACUGGUCACCGUGGAGACGGACGGGCAGGUGAGGGAGGUGGACGACUCGGUCACCUGCAUCUCGACGGACAUCUACGUCAUCAAGGUUUCUCCAAACUGCGACCAGGUUUUGGUGAACGGGAAGGAGAUGCGCGGCCACCAGUCUCUGGCGGUCAACUUCACCUACCUGCACCUUUCCACCCAGCUGCAGCUCACCGUCUGGGUGCCCAAGCUCCCCCUGCAGAUCGAUGUGUCAGACACCGAGCUGAGCCAGGUCAAGGGCUGGAGGGUUCCCAUCGUCACCAACAAGAGACCGACCCGAGACAGCGAGGAUGACGAGGAUGAUGAUAGGAAAGGCAAAGGCUGCACCCUGCAGUACCAGUACGCUUUGGUACGUGUCCUCACCCAUUUUGUCGCAGAGCCUUCCGAUCCUGGAGGAGAGAUGGUCUACAUGCUGGGGGCCGACUGGCAGGCUGAUAUCACUCAUUUAGUGUUGGACCAGCUGAAGGUAGAAGACCAUCGAAUUGCCAGACUAAUAGAUGGACGAAUCCUAGUGGGGCGAGACCUGGGAAUGACCACAAUUCAGGUUUUGUCCCCGUUGUCUGACUCCAUACUGGCAGAGAAGACUGUGACCGUGCUGGACGACAAGGUCUCCAUCACUGAUCUGGGAGUGCAGCUGGUGGCGUCUCUGUCUCUCGGCAUGGCGGCGAGUCCUGGAAACUCUCAGGCUAUACAGCUGACGACGACUGCUACAGACCUGCUGCACACACCAAAACAGGAAGCGGUGAUCAGUGCGUGGAUCCACUACAGCGACGGUUCAGUGACACCACUUGACAUCUAUGAUCCCAAGGACUUCCUGCUUUCAGCAGUAUCGCUGGAUGAGAAUGUCAUAUCAGUCACAAAUCAGGAGCAGCACUGGCCUAUUGUGGUGGCCGAGAGUGACGGACAGGGACCCCUGAUUCGUGUUGAGAUGGUCAUCUCUGAGACUUGCCAGAAGUCCAAAAGGAAGAGUGUAUUGGCAUCUGGAGUUGGCAAUGUGAUGGUUAAGUUUGGGGCGAAGAGUGAAGAAAGAGGGGUGAUGACAAGAGGUGGGCAAGACGACAAUGGAGGUAUGGACAACAGCACCAGCGAGCAACAGACAAAGGAUGGAGGAGAGUGGAAACCCAACAGUGCAGCAGUAGACCGGGAGGAACGAGCCAUGCGAAAGAUCAGUACAACCACCAAGAGCGCAGUCACCCACCGUGCUUCGGGUGGCAAAGCUCCCAGCGGCGGCAGCAGCAGUCGAGGCAGUGGUUCCACCCAAGCAGGAGACUACAGCGGCUACCCAGUUCAAGUGGAGGUACCAGGGACUGGAAACAGUGAGCUCUCCCAGACCACCAGAGGCCUCUCAGACCUGGAGAUCGGGAUGUAUGCACUUCUUGGAGUGUUCUGCCUGGCAAUACUGGUCUUCCUCAUCAACUGUGUCAGCUUUGCUUUCAGGUACCGCCACAAACAGGUCCCCGUACUGGAGGCAGGAGGCAACAUGAACCACGCCCACGACUGGGUAUGGCUUGGGAAUGAAGCCGACCUUUUGGCUGACCACUCGGACCAGUGCCAGGGCGGCCUUCCUGAUGAGUGCACCACCAUUAUUGACCGGAAUGAAGGAGGGUAUGAAGAAAGCAAGUACCUCCUCAAUGGCGCUGGUAACACCCUGGUGAUGGGCGUGGGCACAGGCAUGGGCACCAUCAGUGGGAGUGGCGCCACAGGGGGACACCGAGGCAUCACCCAUGGACAGACUUUGCCCAGAUCUGUCCCAGAACCACAUCAGUGCCUUUCAGCAAUCAUGACCAGUGGCAAAGAAGCCACUGGGCAAAUGGAGCACCUGAAUAAUUCACCCCGAGCUGCGGCUGCAGCCGCAGUCGCGGCCGCCAAGCGUAAGCGCGUCAAAUUCACAUCUUUUGCCACUGUUCUGCCCAACGAUAAUUCGGGCGGAGGUGGCCCGUACACCAACUCUUCAGUCCUGGUGACCAAUGGGAGCGAGGAUGACAUCAAAUGGGUGUGCCAGGACAUGGACCUGGGUCAAUCUGAAAUCAGAACCUAUAUGGAAAGGCUACAAGACAAUCUGUGACUGGAAAAGAGACGGAGUUGAGAGGAAGAGUGCAGGAGGGAGGACGGACAACGAGUACAAUUCACCUGUAAUGCCUUUGCAAUGGAUUAACAGAGGGAGAAUGAGAGGAAAAAGGGAACAGUACAGGGAAAAUGACGAAGACUUUAGGUGAUCAUUGAACGGACAGCGUAGGGGAGGCUUCCGUUUGGCUUCCAGUAAGCUACAGGAGACGAGAAGUCAUCACUAGCUCAUCCUGAAAUUAAUAGUAGCAAACAAUAACAAUAUGAGUUUGUUUUGUAUUAUUUAUUGUGAAAAUAUUAGUGUAAAGAUCAAUAAUGAAAUCACUAUUGGUUAUGAAUGUUUAGUUUCGGAAUACCAGUGAAUCAUUGCAUACUCACAUCACACAGUAAAUUCAGGGUAUGUUAUUGGACAAACAUUAUCCUGAGCCACUAUCCAAGAAGGGGCCAUAACAUCAUUACUUCAAUUUCCAACUCCAUAAGUCAUGUUUUGUUUUGUUUUUUUAAUUCAAAUAGUAUGUUGCCAACAUUAGCUGUUGCCGUUCAGUAAUUAUUGAUCUAAUUUUAUUCGAUAAAUCUGUCCAGUCUGCUCAAUGAAGCACUUAUUUCUCUGAAGAUUCGCUUGAAAGAUACCAUCUUUCCUGGUUUUAUUAUGUGACCCCCGUUUGUGUUGGCGUUGCCCAUAAUUAAAAUG
Messenger RNA from Salarias fasciatus (jewelled blenny), 3183 nucleotides. RefSeq names its product transmembrane protein 132C-like. The record is from RefSeq and is a predicted model, not a curated record. The transcript is spliced from 13 exons. NCBI's taxonomy places the organism in Eukaryota, Metazoa, Chordata, Actinopteri, Blenniiformes, Blenniidae. The coding region runs from base 1 to 2493 and encodes 830 amino acids.